This is a messenger RNA of Cheilinus undulatus (humphead wrasse), 2258 nucleotides long. Its product is annotated as protein downstream neighbor of son homolog. Bases 107 to 1981 code for a protein of 624 amino acids. The transcript has 12 exons. Lineage: Eukaryota; Metazoa; Chordata; Actinopteri; Labriformes; Labridae. Gene Ontology annotation, cellular component: nucleus. Gene Ontology annotation, biological process: nuclear DNA replication. The record is from RefSeq and is a predicted model, not a curated record.
CCAAAUUUGUAAAGUGCGGAAGGCGCACUAGCAAAACACUAGCGGGGAAAGAGCGAUUAAUACUUUCGUUAAACAUCGGUUAUUUAUCCAAAAUAUUCUCUUCAAGAUGGCUCAACAGGCAGGAUAUUCACCCAACUUCAAGCGACCAUCUGAAAUCAUGCGAAUGCGAAGGAAAAGAGCCCGAAGCGAAGCCGGAAUCUUCUCCAGCCCGAGCGGCCAGGGCUCCACCAGCAGCCCCGGACAAAGCGACUCAUCCCCGGCUUGCGUUCGGCCUUUCUCCCCGGGACCGCUGCUCGUCACUCAGUCUCGCUCCGGCGGUGGAGUUAAACGCAGAAAUCCCUUCGCGAAUAUCGAGAAUACUUUCAGCCCGAAGAAGAAAUUGUUAAUUUACAACGAUGAGGGAAAUGCAGAAUCAGCGGAGAGUUAUCAGGGAAAUAAACAGACGGAAAAGGAGGGAGAGGAGGUGACAACAAAGAGAGAGUGUCGAGGAGCGCUACCUUUCAGUGCGAGGCUUUCAGAAGUCGAACAAUAUGAGAAAGAUACCUCCACCAAGAAGAGUCUCACUUUCUCCGAGGAUGAUUCUCUCUUUGAAGAGGAUGAGGAGGACAUUAAAAGUCCAAUACUAAGGAGCCCCCAGUCCAUUGCUCCUGCCUCCAUUGCACCUCCACUCUGCACCCAGUACCCAACAGACUGGAGCCUUAAGACCCGCGUCCUCUUCACCUCCCCACUCUCCCUCUCAUGGGCAGAGCACCCGAAAGCCCAGGAGGAAGCUCUGGGGCUCAGCCAGCACUGCAAGGCUCAGUUUAGCACCCUGCCUCACAGUAUUCAGGAUCCUAGAUCGUGCUCGGAGCUACGUUGUGCCUUCCAGCAGAGUCUGGUGUACUGGCAGCACCCCUCGCUGCCUUGGCUCUCCAUGUUCCCCCGGAUUAACGCAGAGAGGAGCUUUACAGGAAAGAGCACACCAUGGGCCCAAGAUACAGCACUGCAGAAGAGCCUCAUGAGUGAAUGGUCAGUCAGUCUGUCAUCUCUCUACAGUCUACUAAAAGCCAGACUGUGUCCUUACUUCUAUCUCUGCUCCUAUCAGUUUACAGUGUUGUUCAGGGCAGCUGGCCUUGGUGGCUCUGGCAGCAUCACAGCCUUAAUCUCUCCUACAACCAGAGGCCUCAGAGAGGCCAUGAAGGCCGAAGGUAUAGAGUUCAGUCUCCCUCUAGUGGACGAGAGGAGGAAAAGUAGGGAGCAAAAUGUGCACCAGGAAGAUGAAGAGGAGCAGGAGAAACUGCAGGAGAGCUCCGAGCUAAAAGAGGUUGAGGAAUGUAAACCAGCUGAAGAAAAAGAAGGCUGCAGAUACGAUGACGAUGAUGAUGAUGGUAGUUUCUCAUGGCUGAAGGAGAUGGGAGUCCAGGACAAGAUCAAGAAGCCGGACAGCAUCACCAUACAACUUCGUAAAGAAGGCCAUGCGGUCUCCAUGGACCACAAACCGGAGUCUGUGGUGUCUGUGGAGGGCUCAGACACCUUCACACUCAUCAACUUCCUGAUCAACUGUAAGAGUCUGGUGGCUACAGCAGGCUCACAGGCUGGGUUACCUCCCACACUGCUGGCCCCCAUUGCCUUCAGAGGAGCUACGAUGCACACACUGAAGGCCCGCAGUGUGAAUGUGAAGAGCCAGGUUGGUUCAACGUAUCAGAACAUCAGCAGCCUGGAGAUCACAGGACCUAUCUUCCCCUCGUCUCUCCACGCUGUCACAACUCUCCUUCGACCCGCACAGAAAGGAAACUUCUCUGCCACUCUUUACACGCACGCACCGACCGCUGUCAUGAACAUACACAGCAACAAGCAACAGAGUGCCAGUGUGUCUGUGGACCUGUGCGGCUGUGGUCUCCAAGCCACCUCCAUCCAACAACUCCAGCAGUCGUCCAGCCUGGGCAAGACGGCUUUGACUCACAUCAACAUGAACAACUACAGCUACACAUGGAAGAACUGACGGGCCGAGGUGCUGAAGAAGCAACGUGUGUCUCCUUUACAAUGAUUUACAAAUUUUAUUGCACUGCAUGGUACUUUGAAUUGUUUAAAUCUGUGUUUUUGUAAUACUUGAAUAGCUUUGAAUAAUGUAUUUUAUCACUUUUAAUUUCUUAUAUAUCAAAGAACAUUUUACUCAGAUGAAAUGCUUUCAGUUCAGCUUUUAUGAUAUUAAAUGACUACUGCAGUGAAACAUGUUUUAAAGUUUAAAGCUGAGAAAAAUAAAUGUAUUCUCAGAUGUU